This is a messenger RNA of Saccostrea cuccullata (small rock oyster), 3124 nucleotides long. Its product is annotated as growth/differentiation factor 8-like. Gene Ontology annotation, molecular function: cytokine activity; growth factor activity. The transcript is spliced from 3 exons. The record is from RefSeq and is a predicted model, not a curated record. Lineage: Eukaryota; Metazoa; Mollusca; Bivalvia; Ostreida; Ostreidae. The coding region runs from base 281 to 1564 and encodes 427 amino acids. Gene Ontology annotation, cellular component: extracellular region.
AGAAGAUUGAAUUUCUGAGAGGAAUUUACUGAAAUAUCUCUUAAAAUUCUUGGACAGGAAUGCUUCGACCUGGAAGGAAAGAAUUGACAUGAAAAUUUAUGAUGAUAUUGUUGCCCUUUUCUGUUCCUAUAAAAUAAUAUUGUGACCAUUUUUUAAUAAGGUAUCACACCUGUCAAAUCUUUUGGCCGAGUGUAGCUUGACCGCUGGUAUAAAAGCUAGCUCUCUUUCGCCGCAGUUACUCAUCUGGAACAUACCGAACAACUACGAUCAGCUGAUUUUAAUGUACAAGAUGCCGGUAAACCUUCAUUCCGUUUUUCAUUUGAUAAUCUUCACAGUGGCUCUUGUUUUCUGUACAGUUAUACCACAGUCAAUUGAUUCAAUAGAGGAUUUUCAACACUAUGAUACCGGCAAUAUAACCCAAGAACAAAUUAUGAGUAUCUUAUCACAAAACACCGAAUCGCAAAGCGAUUCAGAUGGAUUAAACUCUAACCGUACUCGAUGUCAGAGUUGUAGAAUUCGAGAGGAUCAGAAAAGAAUAAGAAUUGAAUCCAUUAAAAAUAGAAUAGCACAUGCACUGAAACUGGACAUUUUGGGUAUCCCUAAUAUCACCGACUUAAGGAUCCCAAAGGUGCCAUCUUAUCAGAGGCUCCGUGAAAGAUACGACAGCGAACAAAUUAUGAGUGAAAUGCAAGGAGAUGCACCAUAUUCUUAUGCAGAUCAAAUAGAAGACGAAGAAGAUGAGUUUGGACGGGCUGAAAGGACAUACAUAUUUUCCGAAGAACCAUCAGCGGCUCUCGAUAUUCAGACACCUAAUGCAAUUUAUUUCAAUAUGCCCACCCUGGAGAAUAGAGACGUAUAUAAAGCACUACUGUGGGUCUAUAUAGCACCGCGAAGUCAAUUCAACUUACCUAAAAAUGUUUCGGAAUUAUUUUUGUACAAGAUGGUCCCGCCAGGAAAACAUGGCGGACCGCCAGUCAAAAGAUUUAUGAAAAAAAGGAAAAAGAGCAUCCCGCGGACAAGCGGUUGGCACCAUUUUGACAUCACUAAUUUGGCAUACCAAUGGACUUCGGAUCCCGCUUCAAAUCUCGGGGUGGUAGUGGAGGCAUUUGACGCAGACGAAGAGAAUCUUAUUAUUCUUCCACCCACCACUGGCAUUAACGAAGGCUAUGAACCUAACUUAGAUUUACGGACAACCACUACAGCACAUGUCCGUAGAAAGCGAUCAACAGGACUUACGUGCGACGAACAAAACCAGUUCGAGGCUUGUUGUCGAUACCCGCUUACCGUAAGCUUUAUAGAAUUUGGUUGGGAUUUCGUCAUUGCACCUAAAUGGUACGAUGCAUACUACUGUGCGGGGGAAUGUAGGGACGAAGGAAUGAGCGACCACGGACAUUCGUCUGUUGUACAACAGGUGCCCGAGUCCAGGAUCAUCGGCAAUAACCCCGGACCUUGUUGUUCCCCUGUACGGAUGGCAAAUUUAAGAAUGUUAUACUUCGAUCAUACGUCCAGACUUCAACUCACAACGUUACCGAGAAUGAAAGUUGUUCGAUGUGGUUGCUCUUAAAGACGAUUUUGAAGAAAGACAAGUAGUAAAAUGUGUUUGUUUUCAUGAAAAGUAUGGAUCUAAGAUCCCUGGAUAGAGGGCUUCUGUGUGCCGAAUGCAAAAGAAAAUGUUAAAUUAGACGUCUUUUUCCUGGAUAGUUUUUGUUGCUUUGCAAUUUUUUUUUAAUAUAUAUGUUAAACUAUUUUAAACAAUUCAUUUAGAAACCUUUUUUGCUACUACAAAAUAUGAAAAAUAACGUUUUUAAUUUGAUUGAAGGCGAUUUCAUAUUGGUGCAAGGUAUUAACCACCGAUAAAGUCCACGAAUGAUACGUAGGAAUGAUAGACAUAACGCCAUCCAUUAAAGAUAAGUUUUAUCAUCAACCAACCACCUUUUUACAACGAUACAAAUAAUGUCAUUUGUUGAAAAAGAUUUUACUCUUUUUGGUUCUUUCUGGUUGAGGUUUGGUUUUGAUGAAUCUCUAUUGAUGAUAAAGCUUAUUCAAAAUUAAGAUUUAUCCAUUAAUGGAAGAAAAACCAUUCACAGUUGCAAUUUUGUAUCAUUGAGGAACUUUGUAUUUACCAAACAUUAUGAGAAUGUAUUAUAUGCAUAUAUUUUCCCAUUAUCUCUUCAAAAUAACUUUUUGAUGUUUUAGAGUUUUGCUGCGGCACGCAUUUAUAUUGGUUAGCUAUUACUUCAAUGCAAGAAAUAUAGGGCAAUUUUGAUAGAAAACGAACAAGGAACGAAAAGCAUUGUUUGCGGUGUUGAAAUCCUUUACUUGAUCUCUGGUUGAGACAGAACCUUUUAUAGCUGUGUGAUUUAUAGUGAGUUAUGUUGUGGUGCUUUUUCAUAAUUGUGCUUUAUGUGUUGUUUUUAUUAUGUCUCCAUUUAUUUGUUAAUAUACAGUUGGAUAGCACUUUGAGAACUCACUUAUAUAUUGGUUGAGAUGCUUUUUUGUAAUUUUUGUAUAGUAUCCUACCAAAAAUAGGAGUUUUAAAAUGUUAACACUUUGUGGCUAUUGGUGCAAUUCAGCAGAUGAAAGAUUAAGUCUGUUUAUUUGUUUUGUUUCUGUUUUGCAUUCCAAGAAUUUGUGAUUAAUUUGCUCCUAUGGAAUCUUGUUGUGAGAUGUGCAAUAUUACUAGUUAAGCCUGACGCCUAUUUUGAAUAGAAGAGUGGAGAUUUAUAUGUAUAAAUGACGGAGUUUUGUUUGUUGAAAAAUAAAUUUGCACAUUUUUGAUGUGCCUAAACAAUAUGAAAACUGUGAUAUUCGAAAUAAAAUAUACAUAAAUAUGAAUAGAUAUAAAUAUCUACUUGUUGUUUUUCAUUUUACAGUGAAAAAUGUCUAAUCAGACAUUCGUGCAAUCAGUCACACUGUUUAUUUCCAACGUUAAAUUGUUUUCCCACUUUUUAAUUUUUUUUUUUACACUUUUCAAUCCGACACCCUGUCUAUUCAAACACAAAAUUCGUCUCCCAGAGAGUUUCGGAUUAGACAGGUUUCACUGUAUAUAUGUUUUACAAUUGGUACAGUUCUAUACAAAAGUGACAUUGUUACGAGAUGUACAUAAAGUUAUUAUUACUUGGAA